This is a messenger RNA of Vespa crabro (European hornet), 1803 nucleotides long. RefSeq names its product ribosome biogenesis protein BRX1 homolog. Gene Ontology annotation, biological process: ribosomal large subunit assembly; rRNA processing. Gene Ontology annotation, molecular function: rRNA binding. Gene Ontology annotation, cellular component: nucleolus. The transcript has 4 exons. NCBI's taxonomy places the organism in Eukaryota, Metazoa, Arthropoda, Insecta, Hymenoptera, Vespidae. Bases 658 to 1731 code for a protein of 357 amino acids. The record is from RefSeq and is a predicted model, not a curated record.
AAAUCGAUUCAUUAGCGAAAAAAUGUAUUUAUAAUAAGCAAAGUUCACGACAUUAUUCCACAAUUUGUUAUUAGUCUGUAAUGAUGACGUUACCGUUUAAUGUGAAUAUCCUUUCUUAUCAUAUAUUUUAUACCCAGCUAUAUAUAUAUAUAUAUAUAAAGUGAUAACGAUAACGAACUAACAAAUAUUAAAAUUAAUCGACGUAUUACUUACAUAUUCAAUAUACACGUAUUAUUAAACACGUGUGAUAAUAAAAUAAAGGUUUGUAAUUUUAAGCGCGGUGCGUUUUUCGUAAGACUGGAUACAGUUAUGACUGUUUAUGAGUGUUCAUCAUUGGAUUUCACGCUUGAUUUGUACUUUCAUUGUAUGAACAUGAAACAAGUCCUUUCGCAUGAAUAAAACGAUGAAAGUUCAAAACACUCUAUUUUAUGAUUAUACUAUUUUUAAAACAAUAUAUGUAUAUAAUCGAUUCAAUUUUAAAAUUUUUAUCAUUGAUUUUAUUUUAACUAAAGAGCAUGCGUAAGAAAUACGCCGUGUCUCGCGUUCUGCCGGAAACACAUGUAGUAACGUGCAACAUUCGCGUUCGUUUCGUUUUUUCUAUCGUCGUCUAUCACAAUUAGGUUUUUCUUUUACAGUAUUAUUAACUUUUUGUAAAUAAUGACAAAGAAGAGGAAACAAUUAGAAAAUGAAGAAACUACAGAAACAACAGAAACAACAGAAACAAAUUUACCACCGAUAAAAAGAAUGUCAGACGAACCUCCACCGAAAAAGGUAAAAUGGAUAAACAAGCAGCGUGUAUUAGUGUUUUCAACCAGGGGUAUUGGUCAUAUUCAUCGUCAUCUUAUGGAAGAUAUAAAGACUCUUAUGCCACAUCAUCGACCUGAAAGUAAAAUGGAACGUUCCAAAGAUUUGCAGGUUGUUAAUGAAAUGUGUCAAAUGAAGAAUUGCAAUAAAUGUAUACUUUUUGAAGGUCGAAGAAAAAGGGAUCUUUACGUUUGGUUUUCUAAUAUAUCUACAGGACCUUGUGCUAAAUUUUUAGUUGAAAAUAUUUAUACCAUGGGCGAAUUAAAGAUGACAGGAAAUUGUUUAAGAGGAUCUCGCCCAUUACUUUCAUUUGAUGAAAAUUUCAAUACAAAACCACAUUACAAUCUUUUGAAAGAGUUAUUCAUUCAAAUAUUUGGUGUUCCAUAUCAUCAUCCGAAAAGUCAACCAUUCUUUGAUCAUGUUUACACAUUUACUGUAUUAGAUAAUAGAAUAUGGUUUAGAAACUUUCAAAUUCUCACUGAAGAUGGAGGAUUAGCAGAAAUUGGACCUAGAUUUGUUUUAAAUCCAGUUAAAAUAUUUGCUAAUAGUUUUGGUGGAGAAACAUUAUGGGAUAAUCCUCUUUAUGUUUCACCUGCUAAGUAUCGACAAUUAUUAAAUAAGAAAGCUGCUGGUAAAUAUGUGAACAGAUUGGAGCAAAAGAUGGUACAGCAAGCUAAUAAACCAAAAGAAAGUUAUGCUUUAAAUCCUGUGGAUGAAAUAUUUAAAGGUGAUCCAAUAGAAAAAGCUUUAGAAUUACAAAGUAAGGAUAAAGAAGAAGAAGAAAUAGAAAAAAUGGAAAGUCCAAAAAGGAUUAUAAUGAGAAAAAAAAAGAAGUCUCCAAGUAAACAAUUAAAUAAACCAUUAAAUAAAAAAGUUAAAAAGAAAAGACUUACAAACAAGAAAGUAAAAAAAAAUAUCAAACACUGAUUGAACAUUUUAUACUUGUAUGAUUAUAUCCUUGUUACAUAAUAAUAAAAUUCACAUAUAUUGUUCUUAAAA